Molecule: messenger RNA, 1981 nt
Organism: Cuscuta europaea
Lineage: Eukaryota; Viridiplantae; Streptophyta; Magnoliopsida; Solanales; Convolvulaceae
Source: the annotation of a GenBank genome assembly
AAAGAAAGCCCGGUUUUUUUUGUUGCACCUAGAAUCUAUUUGUCCAGGACCAGCCCUGACGGCCAGUAAGGCUGAAAGAGACCGGAUCCGGAAGGAAACUAAGAAGUCCAGAACUUGCUUCUUGAGUUACUCCGACGUGGGUGGUUGGUGUUGGGCUGGCUAUCCUCUAACAAGCAAGUCUCUAGCUGGCUCAUUCUCUCCCCUUACCUGGCUCGCCGGAUUUAUGUAUCUACUCUGUGUGUUCUGUGUCUGUGUCUUCUUAAUUUUACAAAAUUGCUUCAUAUCUUCUUCCCCUUGAACUGGAACAAGUAGUUGUUGAAUUGAUUUGGAAUUGAAUUGAAAUAGGAAGUUCCUCCAGUCAAUGAAUAUGAAAGGCACGUAAGGUCUGAGGUAAUUUCUGCAAAGGACAUUGGGGUGACUUUUGAAGAUAUCAGUUCACUGGAUGAGACUAAAGAAUCACUUCAAGAACUGCUACAAAUGUGAAUUAUGCCUGCCGUCUUCCAUCAAUAAAUGAUCGAUCAAAAGUCAUCGAAUUUUGACAAUUAACUGCUUCUGCAAUAAGCAAAAGUGUACAUCCAAUUUGGAAGAGGGAGCUGUGCAGAGUACUGCAAAAGAAGAACAUUGGAGCAGCUAUUUUGUAGUUUUCAAUUACAAAACUCAAUCUUUAUCAUACUGAAAGAACAAAGAUGUGGAAAAAGGUCUUAUGCGCUUAAGAGCUGCGCUUGAGAGCUGCCCAAGGUUUCUGUGUUGUGACCUGUGAUGGCACAUCCACAUUCUUAUUGCUUUCAGCCCAUUAAAAUUGCAGCCCAUUGCAAUCUCUUAUACCCCAGCUCUAGGCAGAUACACAGGCGCCACAUUGUGCUUUCAAGCAUCAACAAGUUAAAUCAAGACCCGAAUCUGCAAACGAAGGUUGGUUCCUUACUAGAUAGCAUCAAAUGGGAUGAUAAAGGUUUAGCGGUGGCAAUAGUUCAAAAUGUUGACACUGGUGCUGUUCUAAUGCAAGGGUUUGCCAAUCGGGAUGCUCUUUUACAAACCCUUUCAUCUCGAAAGGCAACAUUCUGGAGUCGGUCACGGUCCACCUUAUGGACUAAGGGGGAGACCUCUAUGAAUUUCAUAAAUAUUUGUGAUGUUUUUCUUGAUUGUGAUCGUGAUUCUAUUAUAUAUCUCGGGAAGCCCGAUGGACCAACUUGCCACACGGGUUCAGAAACAUGUUAUUACACAUCUUUGUGUGAUGUCUAUAAAAAUGAACAGAUGGAAGAAAAUAAGCUGGCUCUCACAUCCUUAUACUCAUUAGAAUCAACAAUCUACCAAAGGAAAGAUGAACUACCAAGAUCUUCAAAUGAAAAACCUUCAUGGACAAAACGACUAUUGCUUGAUGAUAAAUUGCUUUGCUCAAAAAUCCGGGAGGAGGCAGAUGAGCUAUGCCGCACUUUGGAGGAAAAUGAGGAGAAAGGACGAACUGCAUCAGAGGCGGCAGAUUUGGUUUAUCAUGCCAUGGUUCUACUUGCCAAUAGAGGUGUGAAAAUCGAGGAAGUUCUUCAAGUACUUAGGCUAAGGUUCUCACAGUCAGGAAUUGAAGAAAAGAUCAGUCGACAAUCUAAGGGGACUUGACAUGACUACUACUCACUUUCACUACUUCCUUCUACCACUAUAUAGUUUUUGGAGAAAUAGAUGGAUCUGUAGGGGACACAUCAUCACCUUGAUAUUUGUUAUAUUUGUUAUUAUUAAAUGACGUGGAAAUAAUUAAGAGCAUCAUCAGUCAUGUUUUUACGGUUGUAUCAGAUUCCUCACUUCAUUGAGGAAUCUUCCUCCCUUAGAUUGUGUUAGAUACUUAGAUUCCUCAGUGGAGGAUAAAUAUUUUAUAUUUUUACUUUAGAAAUUGAUGCUUGCUAAAAACUUGUACAGUUGUACUCCAUGAUAAAUUUUCAGUUUCUACCUUAUUUGGGAACUUGGGAGUGCUAUUAUGAUGGGCUCAUGCUUC